AUGCCACGUUCAUUGCUAAGCGCUGUGGUCCUGCUACUGGGCCUCGCCUCCGGCAUCCUGGCCGGUCGUUUGAGCCAACGUUACUUGCCCGCUCCCCAGGCUAGCCAGUUGCACUAUCAUGGCGUAAGUGGCCAAGGACAUGCUCGUCCUGGUCUGGGUUUGGGUUCAGCAGGAGGAUUCCAGCGUCAGCAUCAGCAACAGCUUCAGAUACCGAUCGUGAGGAGCGACUAUCAGAGUGAUGCCAAUGGCAACUAUAAUUUUGGCUUCGAUACCGGAAAUGGCAUCCAUCGCGAUGAGACUGGCGAGUUCCGUGGCGGUUGGCCACAUGGCUCUCUGGGCGUCCGUGGCUCCUAUUCCUACACUGGAGACGAUGGCCAGCAGUAUACGGUGAACUACAAGGCGGAUAAGAAUGGAUUCCAUGCCGAGGGAGCCCACCUGCCCACAUCGCCAUCGGUGCCAGCCGCUGCUCCAGCUGCAGCUGGUCGCAGUUCGUAUGGCGGCUACAGGGGAUCGGCCUCAUCCCAUGUCCCGGCAGCUGCUCCUAAUAGCCGAUAUCUGCCUCCAGGAUAUCGCCAGCGCAGACACUAUUAA
Drosophila serrata is the source of this 591-nucleotide messenger RNA. RefSeq names its product Cuticular protein 11B (gene Cpr11B). Lineage: Eukaryota; Metazoa; Arthropoda; Insecta; Diptera; Drosophilidae. The record is from RefSeq and is a predicted model, not a curated record. Gene Ontology annotation, cellular component: chitin-based extracellular matrix. Gene Ontology annotation, molecular function: structural constituent of chitin-based larval cuticle.